Molecule: messenger RNA, 1902 nt
Organism: Sycon ciliatum
Lineage: Eukaryota; Metazoa; Porifera; Calcarea; Leucosolenida; Sycettidae
Exons: 7
Coding region: 221-1255 (344 amino acids)
Source: RefSeq, a predicted model, not a curated record
AACAAAGGACACCAGCGAUACGAGUAAACUCCGGCAGUCGAUCAGGAAGAACUUUGUUACUUCUUGGGUUUCUGUUUCUGCGCAAGACCUGGCCUCUUCGUGUUGUGCGUAGAUCUACGUGCAAACGUUGCUUUCCGGUGCAGAUUUAAUUCCUCCGCUGGUGGUUUCUUUCUGGCUGCCACGACUCUUUCCGUGUUACAGAAACUGUAGGUUUGCAGCCAUGUCGUAUUCUUACCAGCCCGUGCAGCGAGAUGCCGCAGACUCUCAUCUUGACCCUCCGGCUCCGGACUAUUAUCGCAGCGGCAGCGCUGGAGUUGCCACAACAGCCGUAACGCACACCCAGUCCUUGCCUGCUGAGCCGACGCUGAGGCCGUCGCGUUGCGCCAGCGGAACGCUCUUUGGCUUCGCCGUAGUGUGCAUUGUCUUGAGCAUCAUCAUGCUUGCGUUGAAUGUAGUACCUGCCGGCAAAAGAGUCGAAGUGUAUGUCGUCAACAACGCCGGAAGAUACGGAAGUAUUAGUUCAAUAACGAGGGAACAUCUAUUCGUCCCCGGUAUCUGGCUUGGCGUACUGGAGCUGAUAGCAGCGACGUUGGCACUGAUCUACGGGCUGAAGGCAUCACGAGCCAGCUGCACCAUCGAUCGGAAGUGCUGCGCACCAGUAUUCUGCACGGGAUGGUUCUUGUCGGUCGUAUUCGCACUCAUGUCAGUGGUGGCGGCCGUGGCAGGUGUUCUGGCCAUCAUCGUUAAGCUCGACGUACUAUUCAUCACAACGUUUCACCAGUGUACGGAUGGCUACAUAAGGGGUGUGACAGUAUGCGGUUGUGUAAGCGGAGACACUGUGUAUGGUGGGUUCAGGAAUGCCGACUGCGCAUUCGCGACAGGAACCCUGCCUAACCUGUAUGCUGCCGUUGCAGUCAUAUGCGGUUUAGUGUCUGUACUGAACAUUGUCAUCUCUGCUCUGUUCUGUGGAGCCCUCUGCUGUUGUUCCACAUACACACUGCCAGAUGCUGUAGCGAUGUCAUCAAUGGUCGUUGUGAGUUCUGCCCCAGCCCUGGCGCCUGAUGCACCCAUCACAGCUCACGUCGCUGCACCCGUCGUUGCAGCUGAACCAGUAACGGCAUACGCAUAUGAUCCCGCGGCUGCACCCGUAGCUGCACCAGCAAUGGCGUACGCAUAUGAUGCCACCGCCGCAGUUGCUCCCAAUCCACCUCAGUUCCAGAAAGACACAGAGCCCAUGCUGGCCAAUCCAAUCUAAUGGAGGCGGACAUCAAUUUACAGGACAAUAUCAAGCAAGGACAGACCAGAUCAGAACAUAAAACAACACCUCUUCUUUGGACAUAUUCUGCUCCAACCUUAGCCAGAGAAUGCACUUGUUCCGUGGUUGUUCUCUGUUGACUUUCUUUCACUGGCCACAAACUCUGUGUCGUGACGAAGCUGAACACCCCUGCCUUGCUGAGAGGUGAACAUAUCUACCUUGCUCACAGCUGUAUAGAUUUUUACCUUGCUCGUAGCUGUAGAUCCAAAUAAUAAAUUUUAUGUUGGCCCGUCGUUAAAAUGCUUCUGCCAUGGUUUCAUCUACUUCAUUUUGUGAAGUGCAUGUGCAUGUAUGACAUCUGCAUGCAUUGUUCCUAUUCAACAUGGCAUGCAUGUGUGUCUCGAUUGUGCAUGUAUGACAUCUGCAUGCAUUGUUCCUAUUCAACAUGGCAUGCAUGUGUGUCUUGGUAGCCUAUGACUAUGAGACUAUGUCUUGGUGCCAUGCCACUAUGGCUGCCUGGCUCACGGUGAUCCAUUGCGUUGUUUUCUACACGUGACCAUUCUGGCUGUGCACUGCCCAUGUCAUGAUCAUGAUGAAUUGAUGAUGCAGGUAACGUUAUGCAUGAUUGUACGCUCCCUCAUACCUCG